Pungitius pungitius (ninespine stickleback) is the source of this 3699-nucleotide messenger RNA. It is a transcript of the gene hgs, whose product is annotated as hepatocyte growth factor-regulated tyrosine kinase substrate. The coding region runs from base 149 to 2506 and encodes 785 amino acids. The transcript has 20 exons. Gene Ontology annotation, molecular function: metal ion binding; phosphatidylinositol binding; ubiquitin binding. Gene Ontology annotation, biological process: receptor internalization; endocytic recycling. The record is from RefSeq and is a predicted model, not a curated record. NCBI's taxonomy places the organism in Eukaryota, Metazoa, Chordata, Actinopteri, Perciformes, Gasterosteidae. Gene Ontology annotation, cellular component: early endosome.
GGGCGGAAGUGGGGAGCAGGAAGCGCCGUACAGCUGUGCUACGUGGCUAACGGAGAAGCUAACAGGCUAACCUCCGCGGUGACAAUAUCCGGGACCCCGUUCACCAAACAAGACGCCUCGACAGCCGCUUUGACACUUUUAAUCUAAGAUGGGGAAAGGUGGAGGUACAUUUGAGCGCCUCCUGGACAAAGCCACUAGUCAGCUGCUGCUGGAGACUGACUGGGAAUCCAUCUUGCAGAUCUGUGAUCUCAUUCGACAAGGAGACGCACAAGCUAAGUAUGCUAUCGGGGCCAUUAAGAAGAAGUUGAAUGACAAAAAUCCCCAUGUGGCCCUCUAUGCUCUCGAGGUCCUGGAGUCGGUGGUGAAGAACUGUGGCCAGACAGUCCACGACGAGGUGGCGAGUAAGCAAACCAUGGAGGAACUGAAGGAUUUACUCAAGACGGAACCAAAUGUCCGAAACAAGAUCCUGUACCUGAUCCAAGCCUGGGCUCAUGCCUUCCGCAACGAACCCAAAUACAAGGUGGUCCAAGACACGUAUCAGAUUAUGAAAGUGGAAGGUCAUGAGUUCCCAGAGUUCAAGGAGAGCGAUGCCAUGUUUGCAGCCGAGAGAGCCCCUGACUGGGUGGAUGCUGAGGAGUGCCACCGGUGCAGAGUCCAGUUUGGAGUCAUGACAAGAAAGCACCAUUGUCGAGCCUGCGGCCAGAUUUUCUGUGGCAAAUGUUCGUCGAAGUACUCCACCAUUCCGAAGUUUGGCAUUGAGAAGGAAGUCCGCGUGUGCGAGCCCUGCUUUGAGCUGCUUAACAACCACCCCUCCCUCUCUCCUCCCCUUAGGAAAGCCGAGGGGAAAGCCCCCACCCCGGGCCCCGCCGAGCUGCCUCCCGAGUACCUGACCAGCCCGCUUUCACAACAGUCCCAGGUAGAAAUGCCUCCCAAGAGAGAUGAGGCAGCCCUGCAGGAGGAAGAGGAGCUGCAGCUGGCCAUUGCCCUUUCUCAAAGCGAGGCCGAGGAGAAGGAGCGCAUGCGGCAUAAGAACUCCUACUCAAUGUAUCCCAAGGCUGAUCCCACUCCAGUGACCUCCUCAGCUCCACCAGUCAGCACGCUUUACACCCCUCCUGUGAACUCCUCUGCUCCGUCAGCUGAAGAUGUCGACCCUGAGCUGGCACGCUACCUGAACAGAACCUACUGGGAGAAGAAGCAGGAAGAGGCUCGCAAGAGUCCCACCCCCUCGGCCCCGGCCCCAGUGCCAUUGGCUGAGCCGCCUCCGCCGGUCAGUCUGCCCGUAGAAAGUCAUGUGCCUGUCCAGCCGGUCAGCAUAGUGGAGCAGCAGUACCAGAACGGCGAGUCGGAGGAGAACCACGAGCAAUUUCUGAAGGCGCUGCAGAACUCCGUCACCACCUUCCUCAACCGCAUGAAAAGCAACCACAUGCGCGGGCGCAGCAUCACCAACGACAGCGCCGUGCUCUCGCUCUUCCAGUCCAUCAACAACAUGCAUCCGCAGCUGUUGGACAUCCUCAACCAGCUGGACGAGAAGCGAUUGUACUACGAGGGGCUGCAGGACAAGUUGGCUCAGGUGCGCGACGCCCGGGCCGCCCUCAACGCACUUCGGGACGAACACAGGGAAAAGCUGCGUCGCGCCACGGAGGAAGCGGAGAGACAGAGGCACAUCCAGCUGGCGCAGAAACUGGAGAUCAUGCGGCAGAAGAAACAGGAGUACCUGGAGAUGCAGAGGCAGUUGGCCAUCCAGCGUCUCCAGGAGCAGGAGAAGGAGAGGCAGAUGCGUCUGGAGCAGCAGAAGCACACAAUCCAGAUGAGAGCCCAGAUGCCUGCUUUCUCUUUGCCCUAUGCUCAGAUGCAGUCUUUGCCCCCCAAUGUGGCUGGGGGGGUGGUGUACCAGCCUGGCGCUCCACCCAGCUACCCGGGUACUUUCAGCCCGGCUGGGUCUGUGGAGGGUUCGCCUAUGCACAACAUCUAUAUGAACCAGCCUGGGCAGACUGCACCACCCCAGUACCAGGCCAUGCCCACUGCUGCUCCAGAUCCCAACAUGGUAAACGCAUACAUGUACCAGGCAGCAGGCACUAACGGGCAUCCCGCACCCCCUCCUGGUCAGACUCCGCCCACAACUAGUCCACCCUACUCCAACUAUCAGCCCACACCCACACAGGGAUACCAGAAUGUGGCCUCUCAGGCCCAGAGUAUGCCCCCCAUGCCCCAGCCUGCCCCCACUAACGGUAUGGCUUACAUGGGCUACCAGCCAUACAGCAUGCAGAACAUGAUUUCAGCAUUGCCGGGACAGGACCCCAAUAUACCGCCACAGCAGCAAUACAUGCCAGGCCAGCCACCUAUGUACCAACAGGUGGCUCCCUCUGGUGGCCCGCAGCAGCAGCAGCAGCAACAACAACAACAGCAGCAGCAGCAGCAGCAGCAUCAGCAUCAGCAUCAUCAGCAGCAGCAGGUCCCUCAGGCUGUUCCCGGCAGCGUAGAGGCACAGCUCAUCUCCUUCGAUUGAAAACCUACACGCUGCAGAGUUUGACACACUACACCCUCCCUCCUCUUUUGGUCUUUCCUCCCUCUCUCCGCCCUCUGGAUACACACACACACACACUUCCCACCUUCCAUCUUGCUGUGAUGUUGUGGCAAUGUCGAAUAUUGUGAUGAUGUUGAGGGACAGUCGCUCUCUUUGCCUCACUCCCACUUAAGUAUGGGAACAAGGGGUGAACCAGCAAGAGCGGUCCCCCACAACCCUUUCAUCAUCAUCAUCCUCCUCCUUUCCAGCUGAUAUGUAUGUAGUACUUCUUGACUAAAAGUAAUAUAAUGUCCGAAAUAGUCAGUGGCAUUAUAGAAAAAAUGGAUAAGAAAUUUGCUAGUUGAGAACAACAGAAGACAAAACAUAACCAUCCUUUGUCUCAUAUUUUUCUAAAGCAAAAUCUGCAUGUUUAAAGUUUAAUUUUUUUUCUGCGAUGGAAGCUAAUUGCUGCAACAUAUCCCCCUGUUUGGGCAGUGAUUGAGACACAUCUUAACAAGCUGUUUGACAGAUUGUGGAUGUGAAGAUGAAACAUGAUGUCUAGGGAGAGUAAGCUGUAGGCUCCCUUCCUCCUCACGCGCACACAAACUGGAGUUGUCUUGGUUUGUUGUGCACUGCUAUAGAUUAAGUAUCUAUAUGUAGUUUCUCUCUAGCUUUUUCAGGGUUGGGACAUUGUGGAAGGGGCGUUCAAUCCUUAAUAAAUAAUAUUUCUUAUGUUUAUUAAUUGAAAUGACACAGCUAGUGACCAUUUAAACAAAUGAAAGCCGUACAGCAGCUCCAGUAGCAGCUCUGCAUCGCUUUAUAAAAAUGAUUUGUGUUGCUUAUAAUAGUACUACAACAAGAAGAAACUGGAGAAAAAAAAAACCUGCCUUCACUUUAACCUACAAUGAACUGCGAAUGACCUGCGGGCGUCUUCACCGGGGCGGUGAUUGUCCCAGAGAACGGCUACGUAGGGAAUAACGGUGGGGGCUCUUUUCUGUACAUGGCUCUGCAGAAAUGUGGAAAUGCUUGCAGAGCGAACAUUAUGUGCCGCAUGUUUGUAUCACGCUCCCAAUCAGUGAUUUCUGUAACCCUUCAGUUGUCAUCUGUGAACUUCUUUAUUCCAUCAUACUGAUCUGUCUAACUUUAAAAGUAAUUUUAAAAUUAUAUUUAAAUAAAUAUCUGGUUCUUAAUGUUGA